This is a messenger RNA of Portunus trituberculatus (swimming crab), 1542 nucleotides long. RefSeq lists its product as uncharacterized. The record is from RefSeq and is a predicted model, not a curated record. The transcript has 3 exons. The coding region runs from base 1 to 1542 and encodes 513 amino acids. Lineage: Eukaryota; Metazoa; Arthropoda; Malacostraca; Decapoda; Portunidae.
AUGCCCGAAGACCCGGAAGACGUGAAGGCGAGCCCAUUUACACCAACGCCAUUUGACGCUAGACUCAUCCCGGAGUUCGACGGUACAACGGACGUCGUAGAAUGGGUGACAAGGGCCGAGAUGUUGUGCGAGCUUCGGGGCGCCGCCUUCCGGUCCGUCUUACCGCUGCGCCUGACUGGUGGCGCGUUCGCCGUGUGGUCACAACUCCCUCAAGCCAGCCGCUGUUCUCCAGAAGCCGUGCGUGACGCCUUGUACGCGGCGUUCGCUUUGGACCAGUACGCGGCGUACGAGGCAUUCGCUACACGCCGCCUCCGGCCGGGUGAGUCCGCCGACGUCUACCUGGCAGAGCUGCGGAGUUUAUCAACUUUGUUUGGGGGAGUCCCGGAGCGUGCCCUCGCCUGUGCCUUCGUGACUGGACUGCCAGAUGACAUUCGCAGAACAGUUCGCGCUGGAUGUAGGGCCGAAGACCUCGACCUGAGAGCAGCUUCACGAGCAACAAGUGAGAGCACCGAGGCGCACUCGUCGUUGCUGGAAUUGCGGCCGGCCGGAGCAUCUUGCUGCAGCAUGCCCGUGGACGGGAAACGACGCAGCACCGAGACCAUCGUGCACGCUUCGUGUUGCAUGCGGUGGCAACCGCGGAUCACCAGCGUAACGACCAUCAGUGGAGACACGUUCCGGUGUACUGGAGUCGGCGAGGUGUCUGUGGAGACUCCUGCUGGCCUGUGUGCCAGACUCGAAGCACUGGUGGUGAGCCAGCCUCCCCUGGGCGCGGAUGUUGUACUUGGCAUCGCAGGCAUCGAGGCACUUGGCGGAGUCACGGUGAAGUCUGCCUGUGAUGUUCAAUUCUGCGGCGCUGGACAGCGACGGUUGUGUGGCACCGAUGCCCCUGCGCCAUUGGUGGUGGACGCCCCUGACUUCAGCGUGCAGUUCAACACAGUGAGUCGGACGUGGAUCGUCACGUGGAAGUGGACGAAUGGUGCUGCCCCUGACUGUCUCGGCAACACAGUGGAGCAGUACAACGUGCCCCUUUCCAUGCGACAGGCGUUCUGCCAGGAGCUGGAGUCGUGGAUUACAAGUGGUUGGCUUGUACCUCACGAUGAGCAGCAGCACGGGGCACCUCGGGGGCUUCUACCGCUCAUGGCAGUGUGGCAGAACAAUGGCGGUAAGGUGCGGCCCGUACUCGAUUACCGUGAGCUAAAUGACUGCGUGACUGCCUUCACUGCCGACAGCGACGUAUGCUCUGACCAACUAAGGAAGUGGCGCCGGCAUGGAGAGAACGUGUCCGUCCUCGACCUACGCAAGGCGUAUCUACAGGUGCGUGUAGAUCAGCAGUUGUGGCCUUUCCAGACCGUGAUGGUGAGAGGUCGGCGGUACUGCUUAACGCGCCUUGGAUUUGGCCUCAACAUCGCUCCACAAGUUAUGAAAGCAGUUGUCAAGACCAUCCUGGCUCAAGACUCUAAGAUCGAACAAGCAGUUUUGCCGUACGUAGACGACCCAGUGUUGCCAACCCCUACAGACUACUUCGCCCUACACAGACACUGA